GGCAUCUCCGUAGCCCGUAAUCAUUUGCAACAGAGCAGCGCACGUGGAGAGCAAACUGCUGCACCGAAUAAACACGCAUCUGUGUUGACAUUUCAGCACAGCGUUCAUAUUCGCCCAGUUCGGAUACAUUUCUGUACACUUUCUGAUUAUUUGCACCAGAGCAAAUGUUACCGGAGUUAUUUUCGACAAGUUUUUCAAAAGACUCGUAAGGAAUAAAAGUCAAGCCGCACCAAAAGACUGUUGAGCAUGUGCUUGGUACAACACUUACACUUUUAAAUUGGGACCCCUCUCCCGCGAAUUUAUAAGUUGAGCCAUUGUAAGUAUGGUGGAUAAAGGUCCUCUAUUGACUUCUGCGAUCAUUUUUUAUCUGUCCAUCGGGGCAGCAAUAUUCCAAGUUCUCGAGGAACCGAAUUGGAAACUUGCUGCAAAACAGUACAAUGCACAAAGGGAUAAAAUACUAGAAGACUACCCCUGUCUCACCAAAGAUGACUUGGACAAGAUUUUGGAGGUGGUGUCGGAUGCUGCCGGACAAGGUGUCACCAUCACUGGCAGCAAGACUUUCAACAACUGGAACUGGCCCAAUGCUGUCAUCUUUGCUGCUACUGUCAUCACAACUAUAGGUUAUGGCAACAUUGCCCCCAAAACGUCAGCAGGACGGGUGUUCUGCAUCUUCUAUGGGCUCUUUGGGGUGCCACUCUGUCUUACCUGGAUCAGUGAGCUGGGGAAGUUCUUUGGAGGCAGGGCCAAGCACCUGGGUCAGUACCUUACCAAGAGAGGGGUUUCACUGCGAAAGGCCCAGUUCACUUGCACAGCCAUCUUUGUCCUUUGGGGUGUACUGGUCCAUCUGGUCAUCCCCCCAUUUGUAUUUAUGUCUCAAGAGGGUUGGACCUAUUUGGAGGGCUUGUACUUUUCCUUUGUCACCUUGACCACGAUUGGCUUUGGUGACCUUGUAGCAGGCGUGGAUCCAAAUGCAGACUACCCCACUCUGUACCGUUACUUUGUGGAGGUGUGGAUUUACCUGGGUCUGGCCUGGCUCUCCCUGUUUUUCAACUGGAAGGUGCGCAUGGUCGUGGAGGCCCACAAGGCUCUGAAGAAACGACGCAAGCGGCGCAAGCUCUCCCUUAACGAGCUGAGGAACUACAAGGAGAGCCACAAGCCCCUCUACCUGCCGCCCACCGCCAACGACGUCAACAUCUUCAGCUUCCUGUCCAAGAAGCAAGAAGGCUACAACGACCUCAUCAAACAGAUUGGUGUCAAGAAAGAUGGUGGCGGGGACCACUGUGAUGGUAAUGAUGCCAGUAACAAGGCCAAGGAGGCGAACCGCUCCCAGAGCUGCAUCGACACAGUUACCUGCAACGGCAACACUAUUCUCAGCCUGGACCGCUCACCGCGGCAGAAGCGACGCUACAGCUUCAGUGACCGCGUCACAGUGGCCUUCUCAAAGUCCAAGAACUACCUCCUGGGCUCGGAGAACGGGAUGCUGCUCACAGAGGACCAUGGUGAAGGUGAUUUGGACGGGGACGAGGAGAGCAUGUACGAGAACCAACUGGACAAAGAGGUGGACCAGGAGAGCGGAGGUGGCAGCCUGGGCGGUGGUGGAGGUUGCGGUAUGGGUGGUCGACGGCUGUGGGACUCCAAAGAGUACCAGUCCCUGAUCUUCCAGAAUGCGAACAUCACUUUUAUUGACGAGGAGAACGUCCUCAACAACAACCUGGAGGAUGAGGACGAUGAUGCUAAAGCCAAGCUAUCAAUCACCACGUGCGACGAAAAUGUAGAGUCGGAGACUGACUCCAAAGAGGAGCAGGGCUCUGAAUCAGAAGAGUCCGUGUUCACCAGCGAUGGAUCAGAACAUGACCACUCUUAUGAGAAGCUUGUGGAGGAAUAUUCAAAGGAGGACAACACAGAGUCCUGAGGAACUGAACUGGUCUUGACUGAACUAAACUUGGAAUAAUCCCUCAUUUCAUCGCUAUGACAAAAACGUUUUUUUUUACAAUUUAAGGCAUAGCCACAUUCUCGUUGAACUUGGAUCUAAUGAAGGAGAAAUCUUUUAAUAUUCUGUUAAUAUCAAAGACUGUGAAAUGAACAUUACAGGUUUUAUGUCUAUCACUCUGGUGCAUUUUUUCAGAUGUAAGUGGUAUAUUUCCUGUGUCUUAUGUUCAAAACCUUUCAUUGGAGUUGAACACAUCUUUCAUCUCCGAGUCUUUCAUGCAAUUUUUUCUCAAAUACCAUGAGAACAUUUUGCUUAGUCACCAAUACAUCAGAUAAUAACAGGCUCACCAUUUAGUCAUUUUAACUAACGUUUAAUCCGAUAGCAGAAAAUACAUUAUACCAUUUUCAAAACUGAUGUUUUUGAAAUGCUGAAUCGAAGGAAUAAUAGAUCAUAUUGAAGAAUACUGGCUGAUGAAGGAUGACAAUGGACAAUGUAGUAACUAGGCACUAUACACUUUUGUUUCAGUAGUCUUCAGUUUUGAGCAUGUUAAUUCGGUUAUAGUUAAAUUAAGAAAUUACAAGAUAAUCAUAUAAAAAGUAAUGAAAAGCAGAUACUUGGAGUGGACAAGUGACUGUGAAUUUGUUUGUAAAUGCACUUAGUUUUGAAACAACCAUUUUACAUUUACAUUUACAUUUAAGUCAUUUAGCAGACGCUCUUAUCCAGAGCGACUUACAAAUUGGUGCAUUCACCUUAUGACAUCCAGUGGAGCAGCCACUUUACAAUAGUGCAUCUAAAUCUUUUAAGGGGGGGGGGUGAGAAGGAUUACUUUAUCCUAUCCUAGGUAUUCCUUAAAGAGGUGGGGUUUCAGGUGUCUCUCUUGAUUAAAUGUUUAGAUUUUUGUGCUAAGAAUUGUGAAAGUGUAAUAGAUGCUUUUGAAAAUUGCACCAGAGUGAUUGAAAAAGACGAACAGUCUUCCCUCAAACGAUCAAAUAAUGUGUCUAUAUUAAACAAUGAGUUUAUGAACUUAUUAACUCCUUCUGGUUAUAGACUAAAUGGAGUGACUUAUAGAUAAAGUUGUCCUACAUUAAUUCACUACUGUUUUCAUAAGAUAUGGUCGUCUAACAUUUGUUUGAAACAAGAUUGAGUUUUUCAAUCAAUUUGAGAUGUUAAUAUGAAAUAGCAAGGGUGAAUACAUUUUUCAGAGGAUUGCUUCCUACUUCUUUGAUUUAUAUUCACCAUAUUGGUGUUUUUUUGUGAUAUUUAUACAAUGAAGGAAAAUGCAGCCCUUUUGUUAAAGGGGCAAUCCACAGUUGCUACAUACAUUUUUGGACUUAUACAUUAUUGAUAUACACUGAGUGUACAGAACAUUAGGAACACCUUCCUAAUUUUGAGUUGCACCCCUUUUCGCUCUCAGAACAGCCUCAGCCUGCCUUCGACAGGGCACUACAAGGUGUCGAAAGCGUUCCACAGGGAUGCUGGCCCAUGUUGACUCCAAUGCUUGCCACAGUUGUCAAGUUGGCUGGAUGGCCUUUGGAUGGUGGACCAUUCUUGAUACACAUGGGAAACUGUUGAAGCCCAGCAGCGUUGCAGUUCUUGACACACUCAAACCGGUGCGCUUGGCACCUACUACCAUACACAGUUCAAAGGCACUUAAAUACACUGCUCAAAAAAUAAAGGGAACACUAAAAUAACACAUCCUAGAUCUGAAUGAAUGAAAUAUUUUUAUUAAAUACUUUUUUCUUUACAUAGUUGAAUGUGCUGACAACAAAAUCACACAAAAAUGAUCAAUGGAAAUCAAAUUUAUCAACCCAUGGAGGUCUGGAUUUGGAGUCACACUCAAAAUUAAAGUGGAAAACCACACUACAGGCUGAUCCAACCUUGAUGUAAUGUCCUUAAAACAUCCCUACAACGCCUGGGCAUGCUCCUGAUGAGGUGGCGGAUGGUCUCCUGAGGGAUCUCCUCCCAGACCUGGACUAAAACAUCCGCCAACUCCUGAACAGUCUGUGGUGCAACGUGGCGUUGGUGGAUGGAGCGAGACAUGAUGUGCUCAAUUGGAUUCAGGUCUGGGGAAUGGGCGGGCCAGUCCAUAGCAUCAAUGCCUUCCUCUGGCAGGAACUGCUGACACACUCCAGCCACACAGCUAGCAUUGUCUUGCAUUAGGAGGAACCCAGGGCCAACCGCACCAGCAUAUGGUCUCACAAGGGGUCUGAGGAUCUCAUCUCGGUACUUAAUGGCAGUCAGGCUACCUCUGGCAAGCACAUUGAGGGCUGUGCGGCCCCACAAAGAAAUGCCACCCCACACCAUGACUGACCCACCGCCAAACCGGUCAUGCUGGAGGAUGUUGCAGGCAGCAGAACGUUCUCCACGCGUCUCCAGACUGUCACGUCUGUCACAUGUGCUCAGUGUGAACCUGCUUUCAUCUGUGAAGAGCACAGGGCGCCAGUGGCAAAUUUGCCAAUCUUGGUGUUCUCUGGCAAAUGCCAAACGUCCUGCACGGUGUUUGGCUGUAAGCACAACCCCCACCUGUGGACGUCGGGCCCUCAUACCACCCUCAUGGAGUCUGUUUCUGACCGUUUGAGCAGACACAUGCACAUUUGUGUUCUGCUGGAGGUCAUUUUGCAGGGCUCUGGCAGUGCUCCUCCUUGCACAAAGGCGGAGGUAGUGGUCCUGGUGCUGGGUUGUUGCCCUCCUACGGCCUCCUCCACGUCUCCUGAUGUACUGGCCUGUCUCCUGGUAGCGCCUCCAUGCUCUGGACACUACGCUGACAGACACAGCAAACCUUCUUGCCACAGCUCGCAUUGAUGUGCCAUCCUGGAUGAGCUGCACUACCUGAACCACUUGUGUGGGUUGUAGACUCCGUCUCAUUUCACCACUAGAGUGAAAGCACCGCCAGCAUUCAAAAGUGACCAAAACAUCAGCCAGGAAGCAUAGGAACGGAGAAGUGGUCUGUUGUCUCCACCUGCAGAACCACUCCUUUAUUGGGGGUGUCUUGCUAAUUGCCUAUAAUUUCCACCUGUUGUCUAUUCCAUUUGCACAACAGCAUGUGAAAUUUGUGGACAGUUUGAUUUCACAGAAGUGUGAUUGACUUGGAGUUACAUUGUGUUGUUUAAGUGUUCCUUUUAUUUUUUUGAGCAGUGUAUUUUGUCUUUCCCAUUCAUCCUCUGAAUGGCACACACAAUCCGUGUCUCAAUUGUCUCGAGGCUUAAAAAUCAUUCUUGAACGUGUCUCCUUCCCUUCAUCUACGCUGAUUGAAGUGGAUUUAACAGGUGACUUCAAGAAGGGAUCAUGGCUUUCCCCUGGUUUCACCUUGUCAGUCUGUCAUUGAAAGAGCAUGUUUUGUACACAGUGCAUACUCAUUGAUUCUUGAAGAAUAUAACUAUAACAGCUGUCGUACCCCAUCACUAACUUGUUUUACUCUAGUGUUUGUAAACUAUAAAUGUAAACAAACACUUUAGCCUCAAAAACAUGGUUCAAACGAUGUUAUAUCAUGAAUGGUUCGUCCUUGUAUCCAUAGCUCUGCCUAUGAAUUUAAGAGUGGUUACAUUUCCACUUCCCCUCCCUCAGCUUUUUUCCAAAACAGUGGGGGGUUGACUGCUUUGCAACUAUUUCAAUUGCGGAUUGGCCCACUUUAAUUGCAUACUGGCAUAAAUGUCUCUCAUUGCACAAUUUCAUCAACUGAUGAGUGCAGUGUAAAAUCCAUUUCAAUGCAGAUUAAUGUUGACCACCUUAGCCAAGCCCUUGUCCUUGAAGAGGUUGAGUGGGUUUGCGUGCAAUUUUCCCUCUCCCUUUGUUUUCUUAUCAUUUCUUUGUUUCACUAAGUGAAAUCCAUGUUUACUUUUAAUGUCUGAGAUUGAUAUUUGUUUGACUGCAUUUUUUAGGGGUCAAAUUCUGAACAUGAAUACCAUUUUGAGAGCUUCCUGAACCAAUUAGAUCCAACCUGGAAAGUGAAACCUUGAAGUGUUUUUUUAGACCAAUGCAGAGUAGACUUGCGUGCAAAAUAGGGAUUAGUGUUCCAUUAGACAUUUCAGCCAAAAGGUGGGAUAUCCAUAAGUGCCCCAUUCAUUGUAUUCAUGUGACGCAUUCUUACACGCUAGUUCUGCGACACGGCACAGAACCACCUUGAGUUUAGAGUCUGGUUUCCUAGUGUAAAGUUGUUGGUUUUUGCUCUCUCACUUUGUCUCAUGGCUUUUUCUCUGUUAUUCUUUUGUAAAAAUGUUAUGGUCCCUUGCCUCUUUUGAAUGUUGAAUCGGCUCAUUUGAAAUGGUCUUCGUAAGGAAUUUCUCCAGUCACAAUAUUCAUUUUCUCACGUAAUCUCUCCUCCUUUUUAUUUACUGUCUCCCCUUUGAGAGACCUUUCGUAUUUGCCAUGUAAACAUUGGAAAAGUGCCCAUCAGUAGCCACCCGCUCUGCAUUGUCCAGGCCAUGGCCUUGCUACCUGUAUUUACUCUUGGGGGCUCGUGCUGGUGUGAAUGCCUGAAAUGUAACUCAUGUGGGCGGUCAAGGUUAACACGUGACAGCAUAAUGCUCCCUUAGCAUAAGGUUAGUCAUGAGACAAGGAGGCAGCAAUGUCAGUGUUCACUGUUUGUUUUCCUCUGUGUUCAUCCACAGCGAUUGCUCCCCCCUCCCCCUGCACAAAAACCUUACUCUGCAAAUUAUAUAAGUGUUGUGCAAUAUUAAGGAUGCCCAUACCAUUUGCUCACAACUAGUGUUUUUUCCCCUUCCCAGAAGAUUCAGUUGAGUCUGACAUGUCUUGUUCGUGGACAGAUACCUUUCAUCUUGUUAUUUGCCUGCUAUCCAUAUUGAAUCCACACUCCUCUACAUUCUGACUCUUGAAUGUUGUUUCCAAUGUGCUGAAUACAGCAUGGAUCCGAUAUGGACACCAGGUGACCUUAUUAGUGCAUAUCUGUACUUUCUUCACCAGGAAAAAAACUAGUUGCUAAUAUGGCCCCAAUUGUAUUACAAUGGUGUUCAUGAGCAUAAGCGCUUAAUGCUCCAUGGCUGUGUUAGCGUAAUCUUUAGUGUUGCUUACAUUAUCUUAGUGUUUAUUUUUAGUGUGUACAUUUUGUGUGCACCGACACCAGAUGUAAAUGUCCUAAAUCAUCACACUUUCACCAUCUACAGGAAAAUGGUACAUUAUAUUCACAUCUUUCUACAGAACAGGUAUGUGAACUACUGGAAAAUGGUUAGUGUGUUCCAGAAAAUUGUCCAACUGUCUGUUAGAAUUGAACUCUGUACUCGAUCUGAGGCUACACCAGUCACAAAUGGUUUCACCAGACCACUUGAGUGCAGCAUUGUUGUAAUGCAUCUAUGGUACUUUUCUAGAUUCUGAUUAAAUUAAACCGUUUUAAAUGUUUCAACAUUAUCAACAAAGAACAAGUUAUGUUGGUUGGACUAUGUUUUAAGUUUUACUCCUGUCAUUGCUACUUUGUGUAAAAUGUACUCCAUCUUUUGUUUUUAUUAUUAAAUUAUUGCAAUUUUUAUGAUUGUUUUGUACAUGAAAUCACAGCAAAACUGUAUAUAUUUCAUUUUGAAUAAAUAUAUUUAUAAAGUGUU
Molecule: messenger RNA, 7482 nt
Organism: Oncorhynchus nerka (sockeye salmon)
Lineage: Eukaryota; Metazoa; Chordata; Actinopteri; Salmoniformes; Salmonidae
Gene: kcnk5a
Product: potassium channel, subfamily K, member 5a
Exons: 5
Coding region: 323-1912 (529 amino acids)
Biological process (GO): potassium ion transmembrane transport; stabilization of membrane potential
Cellular component (GO): plasma membrane
Molecular function (GO): potassium ion leak channel activity; outward rectifier potassium channel activity
Source: RefSeq, a predicted model, not a curated record